AAAUAUUUGCACACACUACCUCAGCCUUGCUCAUUAUACCCUCCAAACUCUUCUAUUAUGGACUCUUUAAUACUACUUCUAUUACACAAGAUAAAAUCCAAUCAAAGGGAGAUAAUUUUAAGAUAAAAGUAUGGCUGCCAUGACUUCAUUACAACAUGGGAUGCCCUCCUUCAAUAUCCAACAGAAAAGGCAGCAUUUGCCAAACAAAUCAUUACACUGCAUCAUCAGUCCAAUAGAUUUAACAAAAAACAGCAGCACAGGAAGCAGAAAUCGGGUGCAAAGGAGAGCUAGGAAUGUGAUCAGGUGUAGCAGUGGAAUUGGAAUAAAGGAUUUCAUAGGAGGUGAUCUUCUGAAGUUUGAUCUUGGGACGUGGUUAUCCGAUGUGGAGGAGCAUAAAUCCCUUGCUAUAUACGUCCCACAUGAGGGCGGCUAUGAGGGCCGAUACUUGAACCGCCUUCGGUACCAGGGGUACCAUUUUCUUGAUAUCUCGGCUCGUGGACUUGGUGACCCUGAGGCCACCCUCACCAAGGUUCACCCUGUUUGCCCUCCUCAUUUAGGGAAGCAACCCAUAGCAAGGUGGUGGUUUCCACCAGAAAUUGAUUACAGGCUUGAAGCACUUCCUUCUGAUGCUAAGGGCCUUGUUGUCUGGGUAAUUGAAGCCAAGGUUCUAUCCAAAUCUGAACUGCAAUUUCUGGCACUGCUUCCGUCUCUUCGACCCAAAGUCAGGGUAAUAGCAGAAUGUGGCAACUGGAGGAAAUUCAUGUGGAAGCCGCUCAAGGAGAUCGCAGGACUAGCACCACUGCAGGAAGCAUGAAAGACACUACUGAAAGAAAACAUGGUUAUCUUGAAAACUAUUUUCAGGAGAUAUAUAUUUUUUCUUUCACUCUUAAGAAAAGCUGAUCUCCAAAAAUUAUAUCAUUUUACUUGCAAGAGACGACAUCGUUGUAUGUUAAAUUGGGGUUUGUGAUUAGUUGUACAGCAUUGUAUACAGAACAGAUGAAGUAGAAGUGAAUUAAAGAGGCUUUUGCUGUUUAA
This is a messenger RNA of Beta vulgaris subsp. vulgaris (sugar beet), 1035 nucleotides long. RefSeq names its product NAD(P)H-quinone oxidoreductase subunit N, chloroplastic. Gene Ontology annotation, molecular function: oxidoreductase activity, acting on NAD(P)H, quinone or similar compound as acceptor. Gene Ontology annotation, cellular component: membrane. The record is from RefSeq and is a predicted model, not a curated record. The transcript is spliced from 4 exons. Lineage: Eukaryota; Viridiplantae; Streptophyta; Magnoliopsida; Caryophyllales; Amaranthaceae. Bases 131 to 814 code for a protein of 227 amino acids.